CUAUUUAAAUUUCUUCACGUAUAUUCAUACACACAUAUAUAUAGGUUGUUGACAGCUGAGACAAAACCCUAAAAAAACCCGGAAAAAGAAAGUUUUAAUUAACCGCAAAUUAAGCCAUGGAUGAGAUCAAUUCUUUAAUCUUCCAUGGGUGCAAGUUGGCUAGAGACCUUGAAUUAAACCUGCCAAACAUAGCCAACCAACCAAACAUGGUCUUAAAGUCAUGUGAUGAUAUUGUGAGGAUUUUCAGUGCUGCCAGAGACCGCUUGAGCGGUCAAGGUUCGAGUUCAACAUCGUAUGGCAGUGGUGGUGGUGGAGGCCUAAUUCACGAGUCGCAAAUGGCUGGGAUCGGUGGUGGUAGUAGUGGUGGUGGAGGAAUGCAUGAGUGGCUAAGAUUUGCUAGUUCACAAGCAAUGGACUUACUUCAAGCCCAGUACGAGGUGCAGGGUGGGUCGGCGGAGAUGGGUGGUGGAGUGGAUGUUUCAGGAGGAGAAUUGGGUGGCGGCAGCGGUGGUGGUGGUGGAGGGGAGGUUCAGGCGAUGGAUGUGUCAGAUUCCAGCAGGGGUACUUCGUGGCAAAGACAAAGAAGGAGGAAGGAUGACGGGAACAAAAGAAGGGUGUUGAUGCCAGCGCCUAGGAUGGGGAACACAGAGAUACCACCAGAGGAUGGUUACACCUGGCGAAAGUACGGUCAAAAGGAGAUUCUCGGGUCAAAAUAUCCCAGGAGUUACUACAGAUGCACCCACCAAAAGCUCUACAACUGCCCGGCCAGAAAACAAGUCCAGCGACUCGACAACGACGCCUACACCUUCGAAGUCAUCUACUGUGCUAAUCAUACUUGCCACAUGUCCUCCACCGCACCCUCUAUCCCUCCCAUUUCCCCAGAACUCCUCCCUCAAAUCACCCAACAACAACCCACCACCACCACCCACUCUCCGCCCCCACCGCCCACCUCGGCCCCUCUCGCCACAUGGCUCUCGAUGGACAUCAACCAAAGCUCCGGCGAAGGCACUAGCAGCUUCUCCGCCGACCCACGUGUGCAUUUGUUCAGGGACUUCGGUUUGAGAAGUGGUGGUGGUGGUGGUGGUGGUGGUGGUGCUGGGACAAGCAGUGGCGGUGCGGGUCCAUCGUCGUCGACAACUAGGUACGGUGAGAAUCAGUUUCCGGUGGCGGAUUUGGCUGAUGCCAUGUUUAAUUCAGGUAGUAGCAGUAAUAAUAGUAUAGAUGUCAUUUUCUCUUCCAUGGAAGAUAAGUGGGAGCCAGCUCCUGGAGAGAAGAAGAACUGAUUGCUUGAUAGCUGCCCGACAUAGAAUUAAAACAUAGAAAAGUACGCCGAAAGAGAACUGUCUGGUUUAGAUUUAUUUAAAGUAUGCGAUGAAUCUAUCACAAAUAAUAUGUUUUUUUGUGUUUUUAUUCUAUGCGGUUAUAUUGCUUCUCAAGUGAAUGCACAUUAGUUAGCUGCGGAUAGAACAAUCCAUAACAAGAAAGAGAAAAGAAUAUAUGGGGAACUUGAGCAAUUUCUUGACUGUAACAUUUAACUCCCAACUGUGAGGAGUAUUUUACUUGUUUUGAUCAAUUCAUUCUUACUUGUGUUUUAGGAAUUUUGUAAAAUAUUGAUUGUCAAUGAAAGCUUGUUAUUUUGAAAA
This is a messenger RNA of Camellia sinensis, 1643 nucleotides long. RefSeq names its product WRKY transcription factor 55. The record is from RefSeq and is a predicted model, not a curated record. Lineage: Eukaryota; Viridiplantae; Streptophyta; Magnoliopsida; Ericales; Theaceae. Gene Ontology annotation, molecular function: DNA-binding transcription factor activity; sequence-specific DNA binding. Gene Ontology annotation, biological process: regulation of DNA-templated transcription.